CUCCCCCCGCCACCCCCAACCCUUUCUCGCGCAGCCACGGCGAACACCUGAUGGACAUCUCCACGGCCCUGCUCCUCCUCUCCUUAGUCACCGCCUACCUCCUCUGGUUCACCUUCAUCUCCCGCUCCCUCUGCGGCCCCCGUGUCUGGCCGCUCCUCGGCAGCCUCCCGGGCCUCAUCAAGAACUGCGAGCGCCUCCACGAAUGGAUCUCCGACAACCUCCGCGCCAGCAGAGGCACAUGUCAGACCUGCAUCUGCGCGGUUCCGUUCCUCGCCAAGAAGCAAGGGCUCGUGACCCCAUCGCCAAUCCCCUUACCCAGUUCCGCCGCCGUUCCCCUCCUCCACCCAGCCACUCCCCUACUCCGGCGGCGAUUGUUGGAAAGAAGAAGCUAGAUCUCUUCGAUCUAGUCUAGAGAUGCAGCCAUUCAGCCAGAUCUCUAGAUCGAUUCUGAAUAUAGGGAUUAGUGGGUG
Linum trigynum is the source of this 470-nucleotide messenger RNA. Lineage: Eukaryota; Viridiplantae; Streptophyta; Magnoliopsida; Malpighiales; Linaceae. The record is from the annotation of a GenBank genome assembly.